AUGACUAAAAGUCUGGUUUUAGAGGAGACGUUUGAUCGGGAAGUCAUCCGGCACUGUCACCUGAGAAAUGGAGAAAACUGGAGAGGUCCACUUGCCUUAGAGGUGUAUGCAGACAGAGAAGCAUACCUUGCUACAGCAUCAAAUGCAAAUAUUCCUCGGAGAUUAGAGACCCAGGAACUUUCAGGUCUUCAUUACUGGGUUCUGAGAGACAAAUCUCUCAAGUGUGGGAGUGAUGAUAAUCCCAAGACAUAUAACGUAGUGGCUGCUUGCGAGUCCUAUUUCAGAGACUGGUGGAGAGUGGAUUACGACGCGGAGACGGGAGCUGCACAAACUAAAGUGGUCAGCUCGCCCUGUGUUGGAGGUGUAUAUACUUUGCCUGCGUUUAGAGGCAAAGGUUUGGCUACUUUCAUGAUCAGUGAGUUGAACAGGCAUUUUGGCCAAAUGUCUGAUCCAGAUAGCUUUGCUACAUUAUACUCUGAAGUUGGUGAAUAUUACUCGAGAUUCGGUUAUGAAAGUUCAUAUGUGCCAAAGUUCGAGCUACAGGUCCAAGAUAUAGAUUUGGAGCUGCCUGAAGCAGAAUGGCACCCUGCAGGCGAGAUGGCAGGAUUAGCAAAGACGUACUCUUCGCGUCUUCUGAGCCACAUCCAGGCCAGAACUCUUGAAACCAGGACCACAACGGUGGCACUUAUUCCCUCUCAGGCAGUGUAUGACUGGCACCACCUGAGGUCGGUGUUCUAUGCGGAGAGGCUGCACAACUUGAAGCCAGGAAACUUUGCUGUUUCUAUAAACAAAGAUUCAGAAACAGUAGGAUUUGCAGUUUUUACUGUUGACUAUCUCGAAAGUUCCAUUUUCGUGAUAUCAUUUUUUGCAGAAAGCUCCAAAGUGGGCCAUCAGUUGAUCCAAUUAUUAUUUCAGGAGGCCAACCGCGUUGGCUUCAAGAAGAUUCAAGGCUGGGUUUCUGAUGUGGUGAACUACAAUUUUGUGCCGGACUUAGAUUUCCAAAAAGAGCUCUCUGAGAAAUACAUGAGCAAUUUUGAGGUUGAAAACCACUCAUUAAGUGCACUCUGGCCUAUUUCAGGAAAAGGUCCUAUCAAUUGGGAGGAUAAUGGGAAACUUGCCUGGUUCUAA
This is a messenger RNA of Kuraishia capsulata CBS 1993, 1128 nucleotides long. RefSeq lists its product as uncharacterized. The transcript has a single exon. NCBI's taxonomy places the organism in Eukaryota, Fungi, Ascomycota, Pichiomycetes, Pichiales, Pichiaceae. Bases 1 to 1128 code for a protein of 375 amino acids. The record is from RefSeq and is a predicted model, not a curated record.